Messenger RNA from Giardia duodenalis, 1662 nucleotides. RefSeq lists its product as uncharacterized. Lineage: Eukaryota; Fornicata; Diplomonadida; Hexamitidae. Bases 1 to 1662 code for a protein of 553 amino acids. The transcript has a single exon. The record is from RefSeq and is a predicted model, not a curated record.
AUGGAAUCUCCCUUAAAAACCGGCAGAUUGGCUUCCGAUGACGCAAAUGUAUUCUCACUGGUAGAACUGCUGGAGACAGAUGCGGUCAAAAUGCUUUGCGAAUCCAUGGUCAUUGAUAGACGGAACGAUUUCAUUAACUAUUACACAACCUUAUUUCCAACGCACAUGGAUCGUGUGAUCAUCGGGCAAACGCUUAGCGGCUCCCAUAAUGUGGUAAACCUGAACACGGGAACAGUUAUCAACACGUUUGAGCGCCGCCAGGCCCUUUCGUCAUUUUCUCACGACUCGCAGCUGUGGUGCGCCAUUGACCCGCUGAGCCAGUCACUUUAUCUCCGUGACUGGGCCAUUCCGCGCCUCCUCAUCUUCCAUGAGUUCCAAGAUCACCUUGUGCUCAGCACUGCACUGAUGCAGGACUACAUAGCGAUCAUUUACACCAAGCUUCCACCAGCAAAGAGGGCCAAGUCUUCGGGGAAAGCUUCUUCAAAGACAUGUCUUAGCCGGGCAACAAGCGACCAUGAUAUACAAGCCAAUGACCCUGAGUCCGAGGUCAAGACGUUCGCAGAUCACGGUGACAACAUGGACGAUGGGGCUAUCGGGGACCUAAGAGACUCUGACCUGGACACCGCGCAGAUUCCUGAGAAAGAUGUCGAUCCAGGGUUCUUAAGCAGAAGCCUUAGCCAACUGAAUGUUAUCAGUAACACCGCGGGAGAUCUUACCAGCGUGGAGCUGAACGAUGACUCCGAUGAUUCGGAGAGCUCUGAACACUUAAAGAAUUAUACUUCUAUGAGUCUUGCUAGAGACCGUGACUACAUGCUCUCGUGUAGAAACACACUUGAUAGUAAGCUGUCUACCCGUAAGCAAGGUGGCAGCCCCGUUGCUACCUCAAUGGACGGGACCUCGUCCAAAGGAGAGGUAUCAUCGCUGAGUGACCAGCACAGGCUGGUGUCUACUGUCCCCCUAUCGAUUAAUCAGAGUCCCCUUCUUUCCCAAAGUGCAACCCUUUCCUUCCUUGACAGAGAGGAGGUCAGAACUCCUGUGGACCAGCUGACCCCUAAUAAGAGCAUAGAGCCCGAGUUCACCGUUAACAUAUAUCGCAUAAACAAGAGCGUGCACGGAAACACUUUUACGGCUCCGUACUCCCUUGAUAGGGUGGUGAGUCAGCGCCUCCGUGGAUCGGUUGUGCUGGGAAGCUAUUUCGAAACCGAUCAAACACGCCUAUAUAUUGUCAUGCCCAAUUACGAAAUGUAUAUUAUGGACCUAAUUACAUACGAAACAGAGUUUGUAAAAACGACUGCUUAUCCCCAACGCUUCGGACUAGGGCAUGCAGGCGGAGAGUAUCGCUUCACAAUCUCAUCAACAGGAAAAAAUUUGAAACUGAGCACUCCGAUAAGCACAUAUGGGCAGUACAUACUGACCUCAAACAAAGAAUGUAGCACGGUCUAUCGCAAUGAAAAGGUCUACAUUGAGGGGCUUCCGCCUGCAGCCUGUCUCAGCCCUAAGAAGCCAGUUGUUUGGUUUUACAUAAGCGGGAGGUUUUGCGAGCUUAACUUAUUAAAAGUCAAACGUAACCAAAGAACCCUAAUACUUAAGACGAAUGCAAGGGGCCAGAUGCCAACUAAUUCUAAAAUUUCUAAACCGGCUAUUGCUUAUAAGGUAAAGUAA